AUGGGUUCAAUGACCUUGUACCAAACAUGGAAAGUACGUGCAGUAGACACUCGCAACAAUCCGUACCUCAACGGGCUCAAGCCAGACAUCAGCAUAUUCAAUCCCCAAAAUAUAUCUGAUGGCGCCUUUAUUCCAAUGUUUGUCCGAACAGUCCUAGAGUUGAAGCAACGAAAAAGCGAAACUUCGAACCUUGGCAACGAAGACAAGGGUCAGCUGAUCGACUACAUUCAGAUUCUCGCCCAACAACAACCAUUACGUCGAUUCUUCCCAAUUUCUCUGAUGCAUCUAACUUUUAUGUCAUGGUCUAUGAUAGGAAUAACGGGCAAUAUUCAGAAUAUUCAACUACGUUCACGGAAGGUUUUUCAAUAUCCUUGA
Molecule: messenger RNA, 375 nt
Organism: Paraglomus brasilianum
Lineage: Eukaryota; Fungi; Glomeromycota; Glomeromycetes; Paraglomerales; Paraglomeraceae
Source: the annotation of a GenBank genome assembly